Messenger RNA from Hemibagrus wyckioides, 3638 nucleotides. It is a transcript of the gene slc36a1, whose product is annotated as solute carrier family 36 member 1. The transcript has 12 exons. The coding region runs from base 264 to 1691 and encodes 475 amino acids. Gene Ontology annotation, biological process: proline transmembrane transport; proton transmembrane transport; glycine transport. The record is from RefSeq and is a predicted model, not a curated record. Gene Ontology annotation, cellular component: vacuolar membrane. NCBI's taxonomy places the organism in Eukaryota, Metazoa, Chordata, Actinopteri, Siluriformes, Bagridae. Gene Ontology annotation, molecular function: glycine transmembrane transporter activity; amino acid:proton symporter activity; L-proline transmembrane transporter activity.
ACCGUCCACAGAACAGGGAACAGAAUAACAGGGGGGGAAAAGACAAGGGCUCGUAGUGGAGUGAGAUGAUCAGAAUUCAGGGUUCUAAUGAAACAGUGUCUGAUUAACAAUUGAAAAUGUUUCAGUAAUAUUUUAAGGUAGUUAGAUAAUAAGAUUGGACUACAGCUGCUCUCGGCCUUGUGCGAGCGUGGACGCAGGAUCUCCACAGUGAAGCUGCAAAGUGGUGAGACAGUCUGAGGAAAGCGCAGCCAAGCAGCUCAGCCAUGGCUUCGGAUAUCAACUAUCAGGACGGCCCAGUGUUUAAUCAAAUAAACCAGAGCCCAGGAGAUAACGACGAUGAACCCAUCCACCCGAACAGUCCUUCCCGCAGGCAGAGCGAGUACGAGCGGAUUGGUGGCAGAGCUGGAUCCUCUUUCUUUCAGACGUUAAUUCAUUUACUGAAAGGAAACAUCGGUACGGGGCUGCUCGGCUUGCCUCUAGCUGUGAAGCACGCAGGACUUCUGAUGGGCCCUCUGAGUCUGCUGGUGAUGGGCAUCGUGGCUGUACAUUGCAUGCAGAUGCUUGUGAAAUGUUCACAUCAUCUAAGCGCAAAGUUAGGGAAGCCAUUUCUGUCCUAUGGGGAUGCAGUGGAAUAUGGGAUGGAGAAUGUGUCUUGGUUAAGAAGGCAUUCUGUAUGGGGGAGACAUUUGGUGAAUUUCUUCCUGAUCAUCACUCAGCUGGGCUUCUGCUGCGUCUACUUCGUAUUCCUGAGCGAAAAUGUCAAACAGGUAAUCGAGGCAGCUAAUGGGACCACGAUGAACUGUGACACCAAUCAGACAGCAGUUAUUGUUCCCAGCUUUGAUUCCCGCAUCUACAUGGUUAUCUUCCUCCCCUUCAUCAUCGCACUGGUGUUCACUCGUAACCUUAAGUUCCUGGCCCCUUUCUCCUUCAUAGCCAACAUGGUCAUGUGUUUCAGCUUGGUGCUCAUCUACUACUACUGCCUAACGCAUAUCCCACACCCUAUUAACCUUCCUUUGGUUGGAAAAGCUGUUGACUACGCUUUAUUCUUUGGAACUGCUAUAUUUGCAUUUGAAGGAAUUGGUGUGGUCCUGCCAUUAGAGAACAAAAUGCAGAAACCACAGAACUUCAGCAAAGUGCUAUACUCUGGAAUGGGUAUCGUCACCAUGCUGUACAUCUCCCUCGGGACCAUCGGGUACAUCUGUUUCGGCGAGCACGUAGAGGGCAGCAUCACACUCAACUUACCCGACUGCUGGAUGUACCAGACCGUGAAGUUGCUGUACUCGUUUGGGAUCUUCAUUACAUAUGCUCUACAGUUCUACGUGCCAGCUGAAAUCCUGAUUCCCCCGGCAGUGGCGCAGGUCAGACCCAGGUUGGCGCUGCUCGUGGACCUCAGCAUCCGUGUGGGCCUUGUCCUCCUAACAUGUGCAUUGGCUAUCCUGAUUCCAAUGCUGGACCUGGUCAUCUCGUUGGUAGGUUCGAUCAGCAGCAGUGCUCUGGCGCUCAUAUUUCCUCCUCUGCUGCAGAUCUUCACCUUCCACACAGAGGGCAUUUCAGUCUGGGUGCUAAUUAAGAACAUCGUAAUCAGUUUACUUGGCCUGGUGGGCUUCAUAGCCGGGACCUCCAUCUCCAUUGUGGAGAUCAUCCACCGCAGUCAUUCUAAACACAAUGGCACAUAUCAGGUCUAUUGGUGACAGUACUUAUUAAAGAAAUAAUUUAUAGACUGCUUUGGUCAGCACAUUGAUUUUAAUGUAAUUUAUGCUUGAGAUACCUAGGUUUUAUUACAAAGAAGGUAUUCACCUUGAAUUCACCUUGAAGCACCUUGAGUGGUGUGUAAAUAGGGUAAAAUGCAUCAUUACUGUGGAGUAAUAUUCUCCACAGCUGGAAUAUGUUUUAUUGUAGUAUUUUAACCUUAGGGUAUUAUGUAUUUGGUUUUGUUUUUUGUUUGUUUGUUUUUAUACUUCUUUUAUUUCAUUUAGUUCACUAGAUUUUUAUAUCAUCAGAUCACAAUCUGAAGGUUUAUUUUAUUGCUCAUUGCUGUAGUACAUUACUUAUUCUCAACAAUUAGCCGAACUAAAAUCAAGAUGAAGAAUAGUGAAUUAGAUUUGAUCAUAUCUGAUUAAAAUUGUCACAUUUCAGAAUUUAUAGCCAUCGACUUCCUUUAAUAUUAACAAAACAAACUUUUUAUUAAAUUCGCUACUGUUUAUUGCAUUAGUACCAGAUUACUUUGCCAGUAUACUACAAGGUUAUUUUUUUUUAAAUCACUGCUUUACAAACCUGCCUUUUUCAGUGUUAUAAUUUCCUUAUUAAAAAUUGAUGAAAAAAGAGUCUUUAUUCAAAACCUCCACUAAAAAAAAACUUUAUAUGUUUUUAUAAAUAUCAAAUGUGUGGUAUAUCUGUUUUUUUUCUCAACACAUAUAAGAUUCAUUUACUGACGAAAAAGAUUUUCUUUCAGUAUCUUAUUUUCUGUAAAUUAUAUUGCACUACUGUAUUGUUUGUUCUUGAUGUACAUAUAUUGCUGUUUUAUGGGAUUAAUGUUCACAAAAUUACAUGCAGGAUAAAUGUUUUUAUAAAAUGGUUCUAUAUAAAAAAAAAAAAACCAUCAAAAUACUGUAAAGCUUUGGUCUAAAUGUGUCAAAAUGUGUAAGACGAAAUAUAGAAUCCUUUCUGUAAAAAUAUUGUCUGUUCAUUUGCCAGUACUUCAAGCUGAAAGUGAACGCUCUGUGUUCAGGGUCCACGAUGCUAGAAAACAGCAGUAAAGUCUGUUGUGUCUGAAUGUUGUGCUUAGUGGAGGCCUGUGUCCAGGUUUACCAGCUGCAACAUUAUCAGCAGCUCCAGAUAUUACUAUAGGUAUUGAUUGAAGUGCUUUUAGUGAGCUCAGCUUAUACACCUAUAUAUUAUAUAAUUUCAGUCUUCUGUUAUGCAUGAACUUUCUUAAUAUGUGACUCCAGUAGAAAGGUUCAAAUAUGGUAAAAAUGACCGAUUGUGGGUUAAUAGUGGAUUAAUAUUAUUUUAUUGUUGGUGACAAAUCUGCUGUUGAAGAGUUUAAAAUAUACACUGCUCACAUCUCGUCUUUCGUUUUAUGUGUUUGUGCAUUUUCUUAUAUAAAGAGCAAGGUCCUAUGGUAUGUUAUUAAUAUCUGUAUAAAGUGAAUAACACCAGUAUGUUAAGAACCACUUCACCAUCAGCACCAUUGCUAUAUCAAAUGCGCAUACUCUUUAUCAUCCACUGGAAUACAUAUUAAAAUGAAAACAUACCUGAGAAACUGCAAGUCAAAUCUUUUCUACUGUCGUCGUACACUAAUAUGAGAGAACAUGAACUCCAACUGACUCAAGCCACCAGUGAUAUGACCUGCUGUAUAGAUUCUUCGCGUUAGAAGAUUGCAGAAAUCAACCCACAUUUUUAUUUUCGUUGGGGGAAAAAAGUGCAGUCAGUGUGUAGUAUAAUAUGCACCACUGUCAUAAUGUUCUUAAAGAUAGCACAUUAUUUAAUAAAUAAGUGUCUAAUCAUUAAAAUGAUUGAUCUUUCUGAAAGAAGCUGUUAUUUUAAAUGGUGAUAGAUAAAAAAGAGAGGAUGAGGAAACAAAUGUCUAGUUGCUAAAAUGUAAAUGAUAACAGAUGUAACGUGGGAAUAAACUCCUA